Messenger RNA from Diabrotica virgifera virgifera (western corn rootworm), 7392 nucleotides. RefSeq names its product ras-related protein Rab-30-like. Gene Ontology annotation, cellular component: trans-Golgi network. The coding region runs from base 311 to 922 and encodes 203 amino acids. The transcript has 5 exons. Lineage: Eukaryota; Metazoa; Arthropoda; Insecta; Coleoptera; Chrysomelidae. The record is from RefSeq and is a predicted model, not a curated record. Gene Ontology annotation, molecular function: GTP binding; GTPase activity.
AUAAAAUGUCAUGUCUGAACUUGACAGGUGCCAUAAUAAAAACUAUCUCAUUCAAUCAAUAGUUAAAAAAUUGAAAAGAUAAUUAAUUACAUAUCAAAAGUGUACAAUAUCAGGCAACUUCCGAAUUUAAUAAUUCUAUUAAAAUAAAAAAUUAUAAUAUCGAACCACUAAAUUAUUUCCAAAGAGGAUAUAAAGCAAUAAUAGUAACAGGAAGCUUAAUUGCCUUUAUUAAUUACAUGAUACCAAAAGAAUGAAAGUGUAGUGUGCAGACAAAGCAGUAUAUGUUCUAAUAAACUAAGACAUCAAAAACAUGGAUGACUAUAAAUUUUUAUUUAAAGUUGUAUUAGUGGGCAAUGCAGGGGUUGGAAAGACGUGUUUAGUGAGACGUUUUACUCAGGGCUUAUUCCCACCAGGACAGGGUGCAACAAUAGGUGUAGAUUUUAUGAUCAAAACAGUGGAAGUUGGGAAUGAAAAAGUUAAGCUUCAAAUUUGGGACACUGCUGGCCAGGAAAGAUUUAGAUCAAUUACCCAAAGUUACUAUAGGUCAGCACAUGCUCUAAUAUUAGUAUAUGAUAUAUCAUCUCAGCCAACUUUUGAUUGUUUACCAGAUUGGUUAAGGGAAAUUGAAGAAUAUGCAAGUAGUAAAGUACUUAGAAUUCUUGUAGGUAAUAAAAUAGAUAGGGAAGAUAGAGAGAUUCCCGCCCAUGUAGGUGAAGAAUUUGCUGAAAGGCACAAUAUGUAUUACUUGGAAACAUCUGCAAAAGAGUCAGACAAUGUUGAAAAACUUUUUAUGCAAAUUGCCGAGGACCUUAUGAAGCAAGCCAGAAACCGAGAUCUUCCUAGAUACGAUGCCAAUAACCAAACUCUCGAUGGUAGGACGUCGACUAUUAACGAUUCUAGUUGUUGUAGCAGGCUGCAGUAGUCUCUAGGAGUGCGCUUUUUAGCUCGACAGUAAGAAAUGUUUUUAACUAUUUUGCAGAGAUUGUUGAUUUUUGUAAUGUUUAACGAAAUUAUUUUUCAUGGUCAGACAAAUUAUACAAAAGAAAGACUUGUGACGAGUUAAAAAUACCACUAACAAAACCAAUUAUUCCCAGUUUCCCAAGUUUUUACAAACAAUUAUUGAAUUUAUUUAUUGAAUUAUGUCCUUAUUUUGAUGUACAUUUUUCCCUAGUAAAUUAUUUCAACAAGUAGACAUAUAUUUGUAGUGCAGUCACUGAAGAAUUUUACGCCCGAUUUCGUCGAAUCUCAUCGAUUUUCAUAAAAAUUAGUGAGUAGUUAGAGAAUACCUCAAGAAACAAAAGCGACAUGGUGCCAAUUUGCACUUUUACACUGGAUGUGGAUGUCACCCCUUCUAUGAGAUGAAAAUUAUUUUUAUUAAAAAUAAACCCAUAAAUCGAUAAAGGGACAAAUUCUACUCAAAAUUUGUUAUAUGUCAAGUUAUUAAUAAAAAUCAAUAUUUUUUAGUUAUUAAAGUUUUUACAAAAAAGUAAUUAAUAUCAGAAUUGAAGCUAAUAAAAAAUCGAAUAAACUCCCUACUUGAGAAACGUUUUAAUAUCAAUCCAAAGUGAGUAAUUAAGUAAUUGAAUGUAUAUUUUUUUCGGCGAGUACUCAAAUCUAAAUAUUCAAGCUCAAAUAACGGGAAAACUAUGCAUUUUAUAAAACAUACUUAUUAAAGACUUGUAAAAUUACUCAGGAAUACCUAUCAUAUGAGCUCCAGAAGAAGUUGAUUGAUAGGAUCAAAAUUAAGCAAGUUGUGAUGAAAAUAAGAGGACCCUUUUGAUUUUUUUUAGGAAUUAGUGGUUUAAUUUAACUAGAUUAAUUAGAAGUUUAAUUUAACUUAUUGACGAUUUAUGUAAUUUUAGUAAAUUGGAUUGUUACUGUUUUGUUUUUUUUUACUAUUUAUAAGCUUUGUCGAUAAAAUUGUAAAAUUUUUCAUGGCAAUAAAGCAUAUUUCUAUUCUAUUCUAUUUUAGUGACAAACAAAACAUAUGCCAUUUCCACAAAAAUUAAAAUUUAUAGUAAUCCCUAUAAGACUUUCUUUACUUUAGCAUAAGUAAUGGCCUCAAACAUUUUGCAUUGAAAAAAAAAUUAAAGGCAUUCGUGGGAGUGCCGACAGAAGUGAAAACUUCUUAUAGUAUAUAAAUUACGAGCUCAAUGAUUUUACCCCAUCCUAAAAGAAGUGCUAUACCUACAUCAUAUACGAUAUACGCGAUGAGUAUGCCCUAUGCUAUUUAUGUAUACAAACACAUAAUUUAUAUAUGUACAAAAUUUAUUUCAGCGAAGUGAUGACGGUCGCAAAUUCAAUACUUUUUCCCCAUCCAAGAAGUGCACAACGUCCCUAAAGAAAUUUUCAAUUCAAAAAUAUAUUUCGUCGAAGCGAUAACGGUCGCUAAUUUACUACUUUUUCCCCAUCCAAAAGUGCACAACGUCCCUCAAGAAGUUUUCACUUCAAAUAUUUAUUUCGUCGAAGCGAUGAUGGUCGCUAAUUAAAUACUUUUUUACAUCGAAAAAGUGUACAAAGUCCCUAAAUAAGUUUCACUUCAAAUAUUUAUUUCGUCGAAGCGAUGACGGUCCAUAAUUCAAUACUUUUCCCCCAUCCAAAAAGUGCACAACGUCCCUCAAGAAGUUUUCACUUCACGAAUUUAUUUCAUCGAAGCGAUGACGGUCGAUAAUUUAAUACUUUUUUCCAUCCAAAAAGAGCACAACGUCCUUAAAGAAUUUUUUACUUUAAAUGUUUAUUUCGUCGAAGCCAUGACGGUUGCUUAUUUAUUACUUUCUCCCCAUCCAAAUUUAAUAAUUUUUCCCCAUCCAAAAAGUGCACAAUGUCCCUAAAGAAAUUUAUUUCGUCGAAACGAUGACGGUCGCUAAUUUAAUAAUUUUUCCCCAUCUAAAAAGUACACAACGACCCUCAAGAAGUUUCCACUUCAAAAAUGUAUUUCUUCGAAGCGAUGACGGUCGCAAUGACGGUCGCCAAUUUAAUACUUUUUCCCGUCCAAAAAGUGCACAACGUCCCUAAAGAAGUUUUCACUUCAAUACGUAUACGUACAAAAUUUAUUUCGCCGAAGAGAUGACGGUCGCGAAAUAAAUCCUUUUUCCCUAUCGAAAAAUAGGUUUUACAUUUAUUUUAAAUUUAAAUACUUCUAUACACUUUAUGUCUAGAUACACAUAAUAUAGAUAUACAAAAUUUAUUUCGUCGAAGAAAUGACGAUCGCAAUGACGGUCGCGAUGACGGUCGCGAAUUCAAUGCUUUUUCCCCUAUCCAAAAAUCGCACAACGUCCCUAAAGAAGUUUUCAGUUCAAAAAAAUAUGAUUUUCGUUAUUCGUAAAUUUCAUUUUCUUUGGAUAAUAACUCCAAAAAUUCUCGAUAUACGUAAAAAAUUAUGGACGGACGAAAUUUGAGUUUUUUUUAUGGAAAAAAUUUUACUUAUUUUUUUUAUUUUUGUAGGAUAAACAAUAACCGAGAUAGAAACGUUUAAAGCCUACAUUUUACGACGAGUACCAUGUAAACGGGGUCCUUUAACUUUUUAUCUUAAAAAAAUAACAUAUAAAAGAUUAAGUUCAAUGCGAUUUGAUAGCCCUUGAAAUUACCUUUCAAAUUGGAGAAACCUGAUAUCAUAAAAAUUAUCAGAGUUAUUCUAAAAAAAUAUCAUUUUUCUGAAAAUUUUGUAAAAGUAGAACAUAAAUUUUUGAAAAAUUUUUGGAGCAUAAAAUUUUGAAGCUAUCAGCUAGUUCUGGAGCUCAUUUGAUAGGUAUUUGUGAGGACUUUAACAAGUGUUUAGUGAGUAUAUGUUAUAAAAUGCAUCGUUUUCCCGUUAAGCUUAAAUACUUAGAUUUGAGUACUCGCCGAAAAAAUUUACAUUUUUAAUUAAUUUUGGUAAUGAUAACUUUUUUUGGUAAAAACUUAUAGUUUGUGAUCUAUUUAUGACAGCUUUAAAACGUGCUCCAUAACAGCUUUAAAACUUGCAUUUUUUCACAAAAAAUGAAAAUCUUUGAUCUUUAAUAACCCAAAAAGUAUUUAUUUAUCUUAAUAACUUGAUAUAGCAAAUUUUGCAAAUUUUAUUGGAAAUUGAUGGAGGUUCAACGAAAUCGGAGGUAAUAGCUCAUAUCCACCUUCAGUGACUGCACUAAUGUUGAAACAAUUUACUUGCGAACGAUACUUUGUAAGAGGAGCUACUGUGUUGUGUUUAUUAGCACCAUUAGUAAACUUUGUGAAAGUUGUCGCUAUGUCAAUCUCUGUAGGCCGUUUUUUGUCUGACUAUGAAAACAGCUUGUGCAGCUACUACUUAUUAUGUCUUUUAAUGACUGAUUUUUUCUUCAUUUUUAUGAUUUAUUGAUCUACUUUAUACCUGACUAGUCCUUAUUAAUUAAGUCAUAAAUAAAUAAAUAUUUGUUUUUAUUAUAAAUAAGAAUAAUUUUGAGAUACUGUAUUAAAACUUUAUUAUUAUUACGUCUAUAUUGUAUGUGAGGAUCUUUUUGAGCACAAAUUUUAAGGUUAUUAUUAUUGAGAAUAUUUUUAGAAAAAGUCAGGAAAAAAGGAUUUUUAUUCCUAAAGUUCGGUCAUAUAGUAAGAGGUCCUCGUUAUAGUCUGAUGCGUUUGAUUGGACGGGGUCGAGUUCGCUCCCAAUGGUAAGAAUUUUACCUGAACUAAAAAAGGUAGAGUCCGAAUUGGCUCCCAUAGACAAAAUUUAUUUUACCUAAACAUGUCGAAAAUAUCACCCAGCGUUGUCACUUCUUUCAAAUUUUCUCUUUUUGUUAGAAACAGGUACCUUCUUAGAAAUAUCUAUGGGAAAGGAGGAAGACCUAACCCUUCGGUCCUAACUUAACUUUCGGGUAUUAGAGUGUAGAGCGCAAACCGGCCGAUUUCAGGUAAGAGCGCAAAACGGUCGAGCGCAUACCGGCCGACACCGAUAAUUUGUGUUAAAAUUGCCACAUAUGCCAAUGUUGAACUAAAACAAACUCUAAAAGUAUUUGUCUAAAAGUAUAAUUUUCCUAUAAAAAGUCUAUAUCACUAUGUAAAUUUCCUAAGCAGUAUAAAUAUUAAACGAUUUGGCAACAAUGUCUAAUGUUUCCGCGAUUAUAUGAGAGCCUACCCGCAUUCAUGCGGGAGCCAAUUCGUACCCUUCUAAAAUAUACCUGAACGAAGCGGAGCGAACUCGACUUCACCCGUUUGAUUAUAGAGAACAAAAUAAAAGGUAAAAGAGAUGGAGGAAGAAGACGAACCUCCUGGUUAAGAAAACUAAUGGAAUGGUUUAGUCUGAGCUCUCACCAACUAUUUAGAGCUGCUGUAAGUAAAAUAAGAAUUGCCAUAUUGAUACCCAACCUUCGAUAGGAGAUGGAACCUUAAGGAGAAGAUUUUUAUGUCAUGGAGCUUUCCUGAAAAUUUUUGUUUUGUGUUCGUAAAAUUUGCCGUCUUGAACGUGGAUUUAUUUUAUUGAAGUUAUACUUCUUUAGGCGCGAUUGGGAGUGAUUGUAAAUGUGCUCGAAUUCAUCAAUAAUUGUUGGUACUAAGUGCAAAUACUUUAUACGUUUGCUCUGAUUGAGUAUUCCAAUGACAUGUCAAAAAUUAUCCAAUAUGGCGGCUGUGGUUUGUCAUUUUUAUUAUUAUGGUUAUGGUUGUUAAGUUGUGAGAACAGAGACAAAAGUAAGUUUAUAGUUGUACUGACUUUUUAAAUAGUUUUGAUAUAUAUAUUUGGACUUAUUAAUAGAGAGAAAAAUAAUGUGUGUGUACUUUGUACGCACGUUAGAAGUUAUAUAGUUCUAUUAAAAUUGUGUAGAAAACCUGACGUUUUUUAGAUUUUCUACGAUUCCUCAAGGGAAAAGAAAUUGCUGGGAUGCUCCAAUUCGUCAAAAAAUAACGUAUUAACAUUAUUUUUCGAGAAUUUACCAUUUUUAACGAUUUUAAAAUUUGAAGAAAUACAGCAGAAAAUCGAAAGGGUAGCCCAUGAAACAAUUAUAAACUUACUUGCAUAGAAAUUGGCCCAAUUAAAAAUUUUUAUUAUCCAACAUAAACGAAUGAAUCAAAAAACAGAAUGUUAAGAAAACCUGAGGCUAUAGUUGGGUUUUACUUUCAGUAUUUUAUAAAUGCUAGAAUAUUCCACAGGGUGAUGCGAACUUUGAGAAAAAAACACAGUUUGAUUGGUACACCCGGUAUACAAUGAAAAUUUACCUCUUUAGCAACAAUAUUAUUACAGUGGUAUUGUUAAAGAAUCAGGCUAUAACAUGUUCAAAAAAUCACUUAAAUCGGCCAAUAGGUUUAGGAAAUAUUAGACAUCAAAAAUGACCAAAUUUUAAAGUGGGCCGAUUUCUAUGCACGUAAGUUUAGUAUACAUUUUUUGUCGAAAAACGACUUUUUUAGAGUUUAUAUGAUUACUCACGAGAAAAGUAAUUGCGGGACGCUUCAGUUCAUAAAAAUUACGUAUUAACGUUAUUUUUAAUUAUUUUAAGUAUUAAAAUAAUUAGUUUUAAAUUUAAAUAAAAAUACAAUUAAAAUAUAUUAGUUUCGUUGAAAUCAUAAAAAUAGAAGCAUAACUUCUUACGUGCGUACAAAGUACACACUCUUUUUUUUUGUUUCAUUUCUCGAUCCUUAAAUUUUUUCGUUUCUUUUUGUUGACUGUACAACUUUCUCCUUGUGUUAUUGUUUUUACUGUAAUUUUAAAUUUCAGAUAAUUAUGAAGCAACCCUGAGCAACUUUCAUUUCGUUAUUGUUUUCAUUUGCACGUACCUGUUUUUAGGUUGUCGUUAUCUGCUUUUGUAUUAGGCUAUUAUCUGAUGGGCUUUUCCGGGAACUGAUGGAUUUAUUUUAUAUUUUUGUUUCGUUUCUCGGUCCUGGAAUUUUAUAUUUUCGCUUUGUUCAUUGUACAACUUUCUUCUUGUUAUUGUUUUUGCUUUAAUUUUUCUAUUGCGGGCAGUUUUGUUAUUGACUAGUAUUACUAAUUACUGUUUUACAUUAUGUAAUCAUCAAUGUCGUUCACCAACUUUCUUUUCGCUAUUGAUUUCAUUUGGAUUUACCUGUUUGGUUUAUUAACUAUGGACUUUCCCGAGGACAAUAAAUUACUGUUGUCCAAUGUUUACGUUGAUUACAAUAGCAACAAAAGGUAUUAUCUACUGUUAUUCAAAAACUUUACCUAAAAAAUAGUAGGUAUGUAUUACGUAUGUAUUUUUAUUAGAAAACGAGAAUUCGUGAAUCAAAAUACACUCAUGUGCAAAAAAAUCGAUCCUCUUAAAAAUUUGGUCAGUUUGACGUCUCGAAUUUCCUAAACCUGUUGUCCGAUUUUAGUGAUUUUUUUACCAUGUUAUAUAGCCCUACUCAUUACCAAUAUCGCUGUAAUAAUAUUGUUGCUAGACGGGUAAACUGUCGUUGUAUACCGCGUAUACGAAUCAAACUGUGUUUUUU